AUGGCCUCCAGGACCUUCAGCUUUUUAUUUUCACUGGUGGUAGCGUCAUUUGCCCUUGUCCAAAUAGCAAUGGCAGGAGACCCAAACAUCCUCUCCGACUUCAUACUACCAGCCAACCAAUCGGUUGUGGAUGGUAGCUUCUUCACAUUUACUGGUAUGCGGGUUCUGAUCGGGGCACCUGAACCCACAAGCUUCAAGGUUUUGAAAGCAAGCUUGGCCGAAUUCCCAGCUCUGAAUGGCCAGAGUGUUGCUACUGCUGUGCUUCUAUUCCCAGCUGACGCGGUCAACCCACCUCACACCCAUCCUCGCUCUGCUGAGCUCCUGUACCUCGUUUUUGGUUCACUUCAAGUGGGGUUCGUUGACACAACUAACAAGCUCUAUACCCAGACACUUCAAGCAGGUGAUAUGUUCGUGUUUCCUAAGGGGCUUGUUCACUUCCAGUACAAUAUUGAUUCAAAGAAUUCUGCUGUAGCCGUUUCCGCCUUUGGCAGUGCAAACGCCGGGACUGUUUCAGUGCCCAACAGUGUAUUCACCACCGGCAUUGAUGACAACAUCUUGGCAAAGUCCUUCAAAACAGACGUUGCCACCAUUCAAGCAAUCAAGGCUGGUCUUGCACUCAAGCCCUGA
Messenger RNA from Vitis vinifera (wine grape), 627 nucleotides. Its product is annotated as putative germin-like protein 9-2. The record is from RefSeq and is a predicted model, not a curated record. Gene Ontology annotation, molecular function: manganese ion binding. Bases 1 to 627 code for a protein of 208 amino acids. NCBI's taxonomy places the organism in Eukaryota, Viridiplantae, Streptophyta, Magnoliopsida, Vitales, Vitaceae. The transcript has a single exon. Gene Ontology annotation, cellular component: cell wall.